UUUCUUUCAUGUGAGAAUUAUGUCCAGUUAGCUUCACCCAACAUCGGUGGUUCUGCUCAGGUGCCAGUGUCAAUGAUUGAAAUGUUGAGUCAGGUUGUAACAGCUUUUGCACGGUGACAUUCCUUGAUAGAAUGAGCAUGUGAUCUGUUGUAAAAGCAAAGUAAAACAUUCAUAUUGAUUUUAUGAUGCAGGUGAACUACCAAAAACAGAUGAUUUAGUGAUAUUACCUGUAGAGUCCACCAUAUUGGAAGAGCAGCCUGACAAAGUGGUAGAAGGUAUAAAUAAUUGGGAGUCCUACUACAAGUGGCGAGGUUUCAGGUUGGAUUCCCCAAUUGCUGUCCUAUUGCAUUGGCCUCUUACCAUAUUCUACAUCAUCAAAUACUGUUUACCUAAUGACAGUUGUGUCUAUGUUGGACAAGACCAUAUGCUAACUUAAUUGAUGUUACAGAUGCAGAUUGGUGGGAAGAUUUAGAUGAAGGAAACAUUCUAGUGGACAUUGUUGGUGUUGAAAGAGAAGUGGAAAUACUUGCAAUAUUUAAGGAGCUUGGAUACUUGUUACCUGACUGUACAUUAGACAUACAGAUGUAUGGAAAUGAAAUCUCUAAAGAAGUAGAUGGAGAAGUUUAUGAAGAAAACAACGUAAAGAUAGAAGUGAUUCGAGGAUUGUAUCACAGAAAAUCAUCUACGGCACGUAAACCUCAUGUUGUCAUAGGGUUCAAUGCAGGUCUAGGAGCUUAUCAGUAUUGGUCACAAACUUUAGUGAAAUUAAGGACACAGAAGACCCCGGCUUAUUUCACUGACUACUGUCAGUAUAGUUGUGAAUGUGCUCACAGCCCGGUUGAAGGGCUUGGACUAGGGACUGUUUCCGAUCCAAUCAUCAACCCAUUCAGAAGUCCCAUUAGAAAACUAGCCGCGGAGAAUGACAUGCCCUGGUACAGCAAUGGAUUUAUAUAUCAUCUCCUCUACCCUUGAUGAUUAAAUAAUACUCACUUUAAUAUUACACGGUGCUACAAGUAACAAGUUACAUGUGCGGCUACGAGUGUUUUUAACAAUGCUGUUGAUUUGUGUUGAAAUGAAGAGGCACAAGUAUUCAUUCAUUCCAACAUGGAUUGCAUUCUUUUCCUUGUUGGACAAGAAAGGAGAUCUGAAGUGCAUUUCACUGCAAUUAUUUCAGGAUAAUUGAAAAAGGAAUGCCCGCAUAUCUUAUGACAUAUAUAAGAUAACAUGUUAGUUGAUAUAAGACACUAAGUAAAUUACUAGUCUACUAAAUGGCAGUAUUUCAAGUCUAUAUCAUAGCCCGAAAUGUUGUUAAUGAUAUUUCGAUUAGUCUUCUUUUUAUGAGCAUAUCUGAAUUAAUUUUUUUAAUUAAAGUUAUUUUUGUAUAAUUUGUUGUCUGGAUGUUUUUGUAGCUCACCUGUCACAAAGUGACAUGGUGAGCUUUUGUGAUCGCUUCUUGUCCGGCGUCCGUAAACUUUUACUUUAAACGACAUCUCCUCAUAAACCACUAAGCCAAUUUCAUCCAAACUUCACAGGAAUGUUCCUUUUGUGGUGACCUUAAAUUAAUAGUAAAGACUUUAAUUCCAUACAGAACUCUGGUUGCCAUGGCAACCAAAAGAAAAAAACUUUAAAUAUCUUCUUUUAAAAAACCCAAAGAGCUGGAGCUUAGAUAUUUGGCAUGAAACAUGUUCUACUGGAUGUCUACCAAGUUUGUUCAAAUAAGAGCCCUGGGGUCAAAUUAGGCCCCACUCCGGGGGUCAUUGAUUUUCCUUAUAUGUGUAUAGCAAAAGCUUAAAAAAUCCUCUUUUAAAAAACCCAAGGAGCUAGAGUUUAGAUAUUAAGCAUAAAACAUCUUCUUGUGAGUGUCUACACAGUAAGUUCAAAUAAAAGUCAAAAUUGGCCCAACUCCAGGAGGGGUCAUUGUUUUUCCCUAUAUGUAUAUUAUAAUAAAAACUUAAAAAAUCUUCUUUAAAAAAACCCCCAAAGAAGUAGACCUUAGAUAUUUAGCAUGAAAUAUCUUCUUAUGGGUGUUUACCAAGUUUUUUCAAAUAAUAGCUCUUUGGUUAAAAUUUGCCCCGCUCGGGGGUCAUUGAUUUUUUCUUAUAUUUGUAUAGAUAAAACAAAAAAAAACCUUCUUUCAAAAAAUCCUUAUAGCUAGAGUUUAGAUACUAAGCAUAAAACACCUUCCAGUGAGUGUCUACCAAGUUCUAGUGAGUGUCUACCAAGUUUGUUCAAUAGCCCUGGGGUAAAAAUUGGACCCGCUUGGGGAGGGGGGUCAUUGUUUUUCCCUAUAUAUGUAUAUUAAAAAACUUAAAAAAUCUUCUUUUAAAAAAAACAACAAAGGGCUAGAGCUUAGAUAUUUAGCAUGAAACAUCUUCUAACGGGUGUCUGCCAAGUUUGUUAAAAUAAGUGCCCUGGGUUAAAAUUGGCCCUGCCCCUGGGGUCAUUGAUUUUCCUUAUAUGUGUAUAGCAAAACUUAAAAAAAAAACCCAAAGAGCUAGAGUUUAAAUAGUAAGCAUGAAACAUCUUCUAGUGAUUGUCUGCCAAAAAAGUUCAAAUAAAAGCCCUAGGGGCAAAAUUCAUUUUAAAUUGCCCCCAUUCCAGGAGGGGGGUGGGGUCAUUGUUUUUCCCUAUAUAUGUAUAAUAAAACUUAAGAAAUCUUCUUUUAAAAAACCAAAGGGAUAGAGCUUGGAUAUUUAGCAUAAAACAUCUUCUAAUGGGUGUCUACCAAGUUUGUUCAAAUAAAAACCCUGGGGUUAAAAUUGGCCCCGCCUCGGGGGCCUAUAUACAGGUGAGCGAUUUCAGGGCCAUCAUGGCCGUCUUGUUUAGUAAAUCACAAAGACCUUUACCUUGGUAAUAAUUAUAUUACUUUAAUCUGAGAUACAUGUACAUGUGUAUUACUUGAUAACUUUAAAGAAAAAUGAAAAAAAUAAAUGUCUAUAAGAUACAUAUUAAAUAUAUUUGAAUUUACCCACAUUAAAAUAGUGUACAGGAUUGAAUAUAUGGGGAAAAGAGUUUGGUAUAUAGGAGGAUAGGGGGGGUGGGGUGACUCAGAACAGUGUGUGGUAUACUUGGGAUUUUGUUUGUGCCAAUAAUGCAUUAACAAAUGUUUGCUAAGAUAUACCAGUUGUAAGUUGUAAUUAAUGAUACAUAGAUGAUUUUGUUGUAUCUGUCGUAUUAUUUUACAUUAUCUGCAUUUACUGGUUUAUUUCGUAACCUUCAUAUGCCAAAAUAUAGAAAUAUGACUUAUGCAAGUAUUAGGUAAUAUUCUGAAGAAGUUUUUUUCCUUUUCAUUAUUUGUAUUCUUCAUUUAUUUACAAGAUUGUUAAGAUGUUUGUUUGUAUCAUCUGGAACAUUGUAUAUAGACUGUUAUAAAAUUUGAAUGUUGAUGUUGUGUUUUUAUUAAAGAUCUAGGAGCUACGAACAGUGUUAAGGUCUGAAUAAAACUAUAUGUUAUAA
Messenger RNA from Ruditapes philippinarum (Manila clam), 3456 nucleotides. RefSeq names its product zinc finger MYND domain-containing protein 15-like. Gene Ontology annotation, molecular function: histone deacetylase binding. Bases 583 to 972 code for a protein of 129 amino acids. Gene Ontology annotation, biological process: negative regulation of DNA-templated transcription. The transcript has 5 exons. Lineage: Eukaryota; Metazoa; Mollusca; Bivalvia; Venerida; Veneridae. The record is from RefSeq and is a predicted model, not a curated record.